Molecule: messenger RNA, 4780 nt
Organism: Spirodela intermedia
Lineage: Eukaryota; Viridiplantae; Streptophyta; Magnoliopsida; Alismatales; Araceae
Source: the annotation of a GenBank genome assembly
AUGUACAGCACCGCACUGGCCUUGAGGUCGAAGGAUUCAUUCUAUCACCGCCGCCAUGUCUACUUAUCCGGCGACCGGGUGGCGGAGGGAGGCAGCUGCUGCGGAAGCGGAUGCCUUCUGGGAACCUCGCAGCCGUCCUUGUAUGCGGCGGGAUUUUCCUGCCGUAGCACCCUUGCGAGUUCCAGGUUUGUUUACUCGUACUUAUUGAGGCAGGCGACCUUGAUCCGCUGCACGCCUUUUAGAAUCGUUGCCUGUGACGACGGUGGGGGAUCGGCGGCUCGGUACAGGAAAUUGGAGGCUGUCUGGAAUGGGGAUCCAUGUCCAAGUGCAGUGUGGAGCAAGCGGACCUGCUGUGCCUCCAGGAGGGUCGGUUCUAGGCCCGGAGCCUCCGGUGAGAUCUUCCAGGAUAUGUCGGGCUUACUAGAUGAGAUCGAGGAGUGUUCUGGAAUAGAUGUAAAUGCAGGUACUUGUGGUGCUUUUGAGGAUGCUUAUGUAAAGGGGAAGGUUGGAAAUAAGUCGUAUGGCGAGAAGUUUAGAGGAAGCUACAGGAACGAGAGAGAUUCCUCAAGGAAGAAUGAUCAUACAGAGCGGAGAAGCAAUUUGAGUUCGUCUCAUCAAACAGCUUCUUCAUUUUCAUCAAGUUCAGCUGAAUCUGGAAGCAGUAAACUGCGCCAGAGGCAAGAUAGAGCCGAAUCUUCAAGCUACUAUCGCCAGAAUGAUGAAAUAGCCAAGAAAGAGGAUUGGAAGAGUGAAAAUGACUCAAGUUCAAGAAGGAGAUUCUAUGCCUCAGAUGGCACUGUUCGAUCGGAAACUGACGCUAAGAAGAGAGAAGUGAGGAAGAGAGAUCUACAGGAUCGUACUACUUUAUCAUUGAGCUCUGACCGCCAGUCCAGAGAGAGGCAUGUGCAGGAUGACCGCCUCUUCACUGGACAAAAGGAGUCAAAAGAAGAGCUGGAAAAGGUUUCAAGGACAUCCAUUGUGCAGGAGAGCAGUGCUAAAGAGACAGAUUUCAGGAGUAAAAAGAUGUUGAGUGUGAUGAAAGAAGAAGCUUCAACUGUGGAUUUGCUCGAGGAAUUGAGAAGGCAGCGCACUGAAAUUGAACAGUUGCGGAAGGAUUACCAGAACCUUCUUAGAACAACAAAGAUGGACGACACCAAUCUCAUGAAGGCCUCUUCCUCCAGUAACGCAUCCCACACAAAGGCUGAAGACCUGGAGGAAAGAUCUUCCCUGCAAAUGAGCUUGCUCGAGGAAGUUCGAAGACAGCGUGUUGAAAUGGAGCAAUUAAAUGCAAAUUGUCGAAAGAUUAUGAGAUCAUUCAAGACGGAGGACAACGAGGUAAGGGAAACCAAUCCUAGUAAAUCAGUCAGAAAAAUCUCUGAUGUCAGGGAAGAGAGUUCAAGUUCAGGUGUUAAUUUUGUUGAGGAAGAGAUGGUGCAAAACGCGAAUGACCACCAGCAGACCAGUAAUUACUUGAGACAAAAUCGCCAAAAAGCAAAGACGUCAGAUUCUCAUGAAACUAAUGUUGGGAGGUAUUCGAACUACACAAUGGGUCUGACUACAGUUUCAGAUGACAACAAAAAGAGUGUAACUUCAGCUGUCUAUUUGGAUCAGGAAAAUCAAGAGCAUAACACUAAUAUUGUUCUAGAUGAGCAGAACAUUAGGUACACCAAUUUGAAAGACAGUUCACAGAAAGUCAAUGAAAGAAGAGAUAUUCGUAGUACCAGUGUUGAAACUGACUCAAUAUUGCGGAGGGAUCAUGUGACUAGAGUGAACUUGCAGAAAGAGGAUACAAGUUCAGCAGUCAGAUUGGUUGAUGAACGGAGAGACCAAGUUGGCAUUAUCGGUAAACAAGUUAUUGGAGGUGUUGACUGGAGAGAAAGUUCUCAGAAGACUGCUGAUGUGUUGGAGAUGCACAAGAAUGAUACGGCCAUAGCAUCUGGAACUCAAAAUCGUGUUGAAACCAUGGUGGAGGACCAAGAAGAGGUAUCAACGUCAGUUCAACAUCUGGUUAAGGCGGGAAGAGAGAAGAAAAUUAUAGAUGAUCGCCAAGUAAUUGUGGAAUUAAGUAUUAGCAAGGAAUCCCAAGGGCACCCCAAUGUUCCAGACGUCUACAGAAGUGAAGCCGGAAUUUCCAGUGUUGCACCGGUUGACCAAGAACAGAGUUCAGUGUCAACUGUGAAUCUGAUUGAUGAGGUGCAGAGUCAGAGGAAGAGUGAGAACAAGCAAGCAACCCAGCAAAUCAUGUCGAGAAAUGAUUCCCAACAGAGGGCAUUUGAUUUCAUUCAGGGUCAAACAGCAGAUGUUUCUGUUUCAAAACCGUCAUCUGAUACCAGGACAAAUGAAGGAGAUUCUUUGUUAGUAUUGGUUCAGGAAGCAAAGGGGAAACGAAAGUCAGAUUCGGUCGAGGAGAUGGUUGGAACUUCUACUGGAAAAUCGGAAAGUCAUUUCACCACUGGGCAAAGGCAGACACUCCACGAGUUUGACCCUGUCAAAGAUGAUGUACUCGAGUCUGCUGCGAAUUUCGAUAAGUCCUCUGCACACUAUGUUGAGGCAUUUUUGGAUAAAAUGCAGCAGAAGGUGUCUGCUACGGAUGAAUCUAAUUCUGCAUCCUCUGGUUCAUCUGAGACUCAUAGGGAAGGUCAGCCAUCAUCUUCCCAGAAACAAAAGGCUACAGUGAAACAUAAAGAUGAGAUAAGAAAUCAGGAAGACCCUCCACAGCAUUCAGCUACGUCUGAUCCAACAGGGCCAUCUGAUGAAGUUUGGGAUGUGAGGGGUGCUUCCUCUCAGGAGCCUUCCCCUACAGAAGAACCUGAUGACUCUUCCAUUGCGAGAAUUCCAGACGUGACGAGUGCUCCACCAAGCACCAGUGGUGCCAUCACUAAGAGAUCUGGCAGAUCCCUAUGGGGUUAUGUUGCAGACAUAUUUCGAAUUGGGUGGAGAACGCGUGCUGAUCCUCAAAAGCCAACCGUCAAAUCCGGUACAAAGAGUUCAUCAAAUGAAUCUGUGAGCAGUGAUGCUUGGUACUCUGGCCAUGAAUUAGAAUAUGAUGAAGAAGAAAAUGCACGAAAGGGAAGAAGAGCCUCAGUGGAGUCAGAGCUGUCCAAAACAGCUGUGGAUAAACCCCUUUCAAGUUCGAGUCCAAGCCUGGGUCAAGUACCCUCCGAGGUUUUGAGACCAGGAGAUCAGGUAACGCCGAUUAAGCUUGAUGUGUCGAUCCCAACAGGGAGCACUGGGGGAAGUCUCGGAUCCCAAGUCUCUCUCCCAGUCCCUCCCCUAGAAAAUUUAAUCCCUAUUGUGGAUGAAAAGGGAAUGCCAGGCGUUCCUUCUGCGCCUUCAAUGGUCGGUCUGCCUUCUUCGUUUGGAGGUGCUUUAGCUUCUACAUCUGGUGCAGGGACAGAAACUGAUAAAAGAGAAGGCAUACAAAUAAAAGAGAAGGCAUCUGAAAUCGAUGCUAUGGAGGGGAAGGAUGUCGAACUGAAGAGGAGAAAACCUCUUCAAAGGAACAAGCAAGUACUUAGAGAGGAAUUCGAGGAAUGGGAAGAUGCAUACAGGCUGGAAACUGAGCAGAGGACAACCGACGAGUUCUUCAUGAGAGAAGCCCUGAUGGAAGCUAAGAAGGCCGCGGAUAUCUGGGAGGUGCCCGUAGGGGCUGUGCUGGUGCAGAACGGGAAGAUUAUCGCUCGAGGCUGCAAUCUGUAAGCAACACAUUCCACUCUGCUCUUAUUAUAGUUUUAUCCUCUCUGUAAUUUUAUUCUUGACUUUAUUGAGCUUCACACAGCGUCGAAGAUCUGAGGGAUUCAACUGCGCAUGCUGAGAUGAUAUGCAUACGAGAAGCUUCCACCCUUCUCAGAACAUGGCGUCUUGCGGUAAUACUUUUCUCUGUUUGGGUAUUUAUUUUUUCCACGUUGACCUCUCAUUGUACUUGAUAAAAAUGGAAAUAUACGGCCACCCAUCGCCUCAUGGACGAAUUAUACAUAGGUUUGCUGAUCCCACCCCAAUAUAAUUCAUUGACUAGGAGUAAUCUCUGAAGAACACCACUAAUGAUGCUCUCCACCCCCAUCCUCUCCUCCCACAUUUCUUUCCUGUUGGGGAAUCUGUGGAGCAGAGUGGAUAAGAACUUCAUAUUGGCAAAUAUUUUCUAAUUUUAGGAAUAAACACAAGUUAAGAGGCAUAAUCGGUGUGAUGAAAAUGGCCCAUUAAGUCUGUGUCUGUGCUCUUUUUUUUUAUUAUUUUAUUUAUAGGGAACGACUCUCUAUGUGACGCUGGAACCAUGCCCGAUGUGUGCCGGGGCCAUUCUUCAGGCUAGAAUAGACACCAUAGUGUGGGGUGCUCCAAACAAGCUUCUAGGAGCUGACGGCAGCUGGGUCAGGUCAGAUCUUCAUUCCAUGCUCUAUAAAUCUUGAGGAAACCAGUCAAUUUUAGCUCUCUCUCUCUCUCUCUCUCUCUCUCUCAGACUGGGCUUCACAGGGCCCGGCCCGGGCCAAAGAGAGGAACCAAGAGAUUGACUAUGCUCUUCAUGUUGUCCGCCAGAUUAUUCCCCACUGGGGAUGAGGGGAGAGACGGGCCUGUGCACCCUUUCCACCCGAAGAUGAGCAUAAGACGUGGCGUCCUGGCCACGGAGUGUGCAGACGCCAUGCAGCAGUUCUUUCAGCUGAGGAGGAAGAAGAACAAACCGCCACCUCCGCCGCCGCCGCCACCACCGCCGCACUCCCUGAUAAAUUACCCAACGAAGUUGUUGACCAAGAUGCACAACAUCUUCUGCAUGAUGGCCUGCAUGUAG